AUGGACCGCUUCAAGCUCAACAACGACGGCAUCAUUCUUCUGGAGAAGCCCUUCAUCCAGGCACGUCGGCCCUCCCCGGACGCCUUGGUUCCCUAUGAACAAUUCAAGCGGGCGUUUCGCACCUACCAAAAACUCAUUGAGAAGGAAAUGACGAAUGUCACCCAAGCAGCCAGCGACUUGCAGAGCAAGGCUUCGGGUUUGAAGUCCGAGGACGCCUGUCAGGCUAUCGACGGCAUGGUUGCCAAACUCCAGCAUCUCAAGAGAAAGAUCGACGCCAUCAAGUCCGAAGAGGAGACAUUCUCCGAAAGAACCCGCGCACGCCUCGAGCAUCUUGCCGAGUUUGCCGAUAUUCCCAGUGCCGAAUGCGACGAAUAUACCAGAUGGAGCAAGAUUCGCCUCGACCGCGUGCUUGCUGACUUUCUCUUGCGGCAGGGAUACAUCAAGACCGUCAAGGAUCUGGCCAAAGACCGAGACAUGGAGCAUUUCCUCGACAUUGAGCUAUUUGUCCAGGCAAAGAAGAUCGAGGACUCUCUCCUCAGCCAUAGCUGCACCGAGUGUCUAGCUUGGUGCAAAGAGAACUCGUCCAACCUGAAGAAGAUCAAGGCAAGGGACCAGCCGGAACUGACAACCUCUCGGCUCUUUGCACGUCAGAGCACCCUUGAGUUCAAUCUCCGGGUACAGGAGUAUAUUGAGCUUGUGCGUGUGGGAAAGCUCAAGGAAGCCAUCCAAUAUGCCCGAAAGCACUUGACGCCGUGGUCGGCGACCCACCUCAAGGAGAUUCAGAGGGCCAUGGGACUGCUGGCUUUCCGCCCCGACACAUCCAGUGAAACCUACAGGGAAGUCUACUCCGACGCCCGAUGGGCCAUGCUGCUGGAGCAGUUCCGCGUCGACAACUAUGCACUCAACAACCUGACGAGCCAGCCCUCGCUCAAGACGUCGCUGCAAGCCGGGCUUUGCGCUCUCAAGUCGCUGGCUUGCUUCGAGGCCAAGAGCCAGAACCUCAACUGCCCUGUGUGCUCCGUUGAGAGCUUUGGGGCACUGGCCCAGAGCUUGCCAAACUCGCACCAUGUCAUCUCGUGCAUCGUGUGCCCGAUCUCCGGCAGCAUCAUGAACGAGGACAACGAGCCGCUCGUGCUGCCGAACGGAUACGCAUACUCCUCCGUGGCCCUCAAAGAGAUGGCCAGCCGAAACAACGGCGAGGUUACUUGCCCCCGCACCGGCCAGACAUUCCUGUUCAAGCAGGCCAAGAAGGCCUUCAUUGUCUGA
Molecule: messenger RNA, 1266 nt
Organism: Polychytrium aggregatum
Lineage: Eukaryota; Fungi; Chytridiomycota; Chytridiomycetes; Polychytriales
Product: CTLH/CRA C-terminal to lish motif domain-containing protein
Exons: 7
Coding region: 1-1266 (421 amino acids)
Biological process (GO): proteasome-mediated ubiquitin-dependent protein catabolic process
Cellular component (GO): cytoplasm; nucleus; GID complex
Molecular function (GO): ubiquitin protein ligase activity
Source: RefSeq, a predicted model, not a curated record